UAAUGAUGAAUGCGGUAUGUGAUACGGGGUAGGCGGUGCGAGGGUGGGACCCGGUACGGCGAUGUCGCGCACUGCCGCUGCAGGGAGGGAAAGUAAGCCGCUGCAUGAAGGGAGAGCUGCAUGCACGAGAGCUGGGUGGCACUCCCCCCUGAGGACACCCUGCAGCGGCGGCGGACGCGGCGGAGGUCACCACAUGCAUGCGUGGGGCGUGUGUGUGUCCUGCUGUGCCCGGCAACAGCAGUCGCCUGACAGUAGGGUGCCCAGCAGUAGGGUGCCGGUAUGUGAUGGUGGUGGUGGUAGGUGUUGCACUCGUCCGCUGCCCCCGCCUGCCCGCAGGUGUGCCCGCCUGGCAGGCCGCUGCGGCGGUGCUGCUGCGCUCGCUGGCGGGGAGGGAGGCGCGGUCGCUGCCCCCACACCACCACCACCACCACCAGCAGCCUGCUCCCCCCUCCUCCUCCUCCUCCUCCUCCUCCUCCUCCUCACCCUCCUCCGCUGCUGCCGCCGCUGCGGUGUUAUCGUCCUGGGUCAGAGCCCACUCGGAGGAGCUGCUGGAGGCGGGGGUGGCGCUGCUGGAGGCAGGUGCGCACUUCAACC
Molecule: messenger RNA, 594 nt
Organism: Astrephomene gubernaculifera
Lineage: Eukaryota; Viridiplantae; Chlorophyta; Chlorophyceae; Chlamydomonadales; Astrephomenaceae
Source: the annotation of a GenBank genome assembly